AUGGUGAAUGGGACGGCGGCAGUGUUAGAGCCCACAUUUACCGGGUAUGUGGCCACCACGCAAGAUGCGCUCAUCUUAUUCGAGGCCUGUUUGACGGGCGUGCUGCACCAUGUACCUCGGCGACCCCACGACCGAGAGCGGAGCCACUUGGUACGCAGUGGAAGCGUCUUUAUCUAUGAGGAGAAUUCAUCAGGUAUUAAAAGAUGGACCGACGGUGUCACUUGGAGUCCCAGUCGCAUUUUGGGCAAUUUCUUAGUCUAUCGCGAGUUGGACAAACCAUUUCCGCCCGGCGAAAAGAAACGCGCGAUGAAGAAAGCGAACAGACGACCAGCACCACCCACUCGCCCAGGUGAACCAUAUCCACGACAUGAAAGCAACGGUCCAAGCUACUCCCCGACUUCACCACCAGGAGGAGCAUUUGGAGAACGACCUCACCAGUCGGAGAUGGAGCGCGCGUUGGUCGGGUCGCUGGUCGAUUCGUAUGGUUUCAAGGACUCCGGGUUGGUAAAGAAGACGAUGAGUGUGACAGUGAUGGGGAUAACCCACCAUCUUGUUUCUUACUACAGUGUGGACGAUGUGAUGCGCGGGGUGCUUAACCCACCUUCCAUGGUGGAAUCACUACGAUAUAUUCGCCCCCGUGUAGACCUGACCCAGAAACAAAGCUUCCGUGCCCCCAUCGAUGAUCUCGAGUCAAAUGCGAUGGAAAGUGCUGCCCACGAUCCGUCUCACGCCGCCCUCUAUGGGUACCGCCCGCAGAUGAUGCCCCCACCACCCACCUAUGGAAUGACGAACCCGUCAGCCGAUUUCUAUAUGCACGCCAGUCCCUAUACCACUACUCACGCCCCGCAGGCUGGUCCAAUAGCAGGAUACUCCAUGGGUGGGAAUAUGUCAGGUCAGCCAGCACCAAACCCAUACCUCCCAUCCCCCGCGGUCGCCGCUGCGAUGGCGCCCAAGCAAGACGAUUAUCACGCAUUCCGAGCGGGACCAUAUGGAGGCAGCAUGGACUCGAUGAGCCACAGCCUGUCAUCUUCCAUGUCGGGUGGCAUCAAUACAAACAUCCCCGGAUCUAUCAGCGAGCGUAACCGUUCAACAUCGGAUCACAGCCCAUCGGCUUAUCGCAACUCUUCGAUUUCCUCUCGAAGCAUCGCAACUGAUGCCACUUCGCCUAUGGACCCUUCUACGCCAGCGACAUAUUCCCGAGGCAGCUUCAGCCUGUCUGGACAUAUGGACACAAACCCUAACGCCCCUCUCGACUCGCGUGGUCUCGGCCCUCUUGAUUCUAGUGUGCCUCGCCGCGAAUCUAACCCCGUCCAUCCAUCUUACUACACUGCGGAUCGCUCGCAAUACUACGUGGGAGCCGCAACACCUGUGAAUCACCCCCACUAUGCGGCCUGGACAACCACUGCACCGGCUCAGCCUCAAAUCUAA
Molecule: messenger RNA, 1428 nt
Organism: Penicillium angulare
Lineage: Eukaryota; Fungi; Ascomycota; Eurotiomycetes; Eurotiales; Aspergillaceae
Product: camp independent regulatory protein
Exons: 1
Coding region: 1-1428 (475 amino acids)
Molecular function (GO): DNA binding
Source: RefSeq, a predicted model, not a curated record